CACCUCCUGGUGAAGCAUAGUCAAUCACGUCGCCCGUCCUCCUGGAGGGAGGAGAACAUCACACGCUCCAAAGACGAGGCCCUCGACCUUAUACAAAAGUACAUGGAGCAGAUGAAGUCAGGAGAGGAGGAGUUUGAGGCUCUGGCCUCUCAGUUCAGUGACUGCAGCUCGGCACGCAACGGAGGAGACCUGGGACUGUUCGGCAGAGGUCAGAUGCAGAAGCCGUUUGAGGAUGCGUCCUUUGCUCUGAAGGUGGGAGACAUGAGUGGUCCGGUGUUCACCGACUCUGGAGUUCACAUCAUCCUCCGCACGGGAUAGAGACAAGCUCUGAUACCCCUGAAUACCCCCAUCACCUCCUGAAUACCCCCAUCACCUCCUGAAUACCCCUAACACCUCCUGAAUACCCCAACACCCCCUGAAUACCCUCUAAAUACCCCAUCACCCCCUGAAUACCCUCUAAAUACCCGAUCACCUCCUGAAUACCCUAUCACCCUCUGA
Coregonus clupeaformis (lake whitefish) is the source of this 498-nucleotide messenger RNA. Its product is annotated as peptidyl-prolyl cis-trans isomerase NIMA-interacting 1-like. Gene Ontology annotation, cellular component: nucleus; cytosol. Gene Ontology annotation, molecular function: peptidyl-prolyl cis-trans isomerase activity. The annotation marks the transcript as partial. Lineage: Eukaryota; Metazoa; Chordata; Actinopteri; Salmoniformes; Salmonidae. The transcript has a single exon. The record is from RefSeq and is a predicted model, not a curated record.